Molecule: messenger RNA, 2733 nt
Organism: Juglans regia (Persian walnut)
Lineage: Eukaryota; Viridiplantae; Streptophyta; Magnoliopsida; Fagales; Juglandaceae
Product: double-stranded RNA-binding protein 1
Exons: 6
Coding region: 1350-2579 (409 amino acids)
Molecular function (GO): double-stranded RNA binding
Source: RefSeq, a predicted model, not a curated record
AAUUUGUUUGGAUGUUUUUAAAUUUGUUUUUAAAUUUGUUUUGCUUAAAAGGUAAGGAAGGAACAACACCCCCCCCCACCCCCCCCGGCGGGAAGCCCAAAUUGGCUCUCGCUCUCCUCUCUCUCUCUCGCGCCUAAACCCGGUCCCUCUCUGCGAUCUCGAGUCUAAGCCGCCGUUCCCCGACGCCUGUGCUGCGGAGAACCCUGACCUGUCUCUCCCUCUCCGAAGGACCGAAACCCUAGCCUCUCUGAAAUCUCGAGCCUCCGCCACCGUUUCUCUCUCACCGGACGUUUCGAGCUGUUCAUGUGAAAAUAGAGUAAUAGUCUCAUCCUCAUUAAGACUUGGGGCCUAUGAGAAGGGAACCAUGAUCAGAAACCUAGAAGAAGCAGAACGUGUUAGUUCAUGUGUUAUGAUAUUCCAUGCAGGAAUAUCGCAAGACACGGAGGGUACUUCAUUGUGGUUGGGGGAUGCAUUCUUGGAGUCACUGCAAAAGGAAGAGAUCUUGAAGAGGCACGGGAUCAAGCUUACCAGGCUAUUGAUGAAAUUAACUGGUCAGGAGGAUUUUGCAGGCAGGAUAUUGGUUGGAGAGCACUUCCCCAGAAACAAUUUGCUACAAAAGGGUGAAUCAAAUGCUUUGUGAAUAUCUUAAUUGCUCAUUAUAUGAAUUAAUAUCAUCUUUCAAAGAGAGGAGAGAAACGGUGAGUUCUCUUGUGGGCCUCGACCGUAUUAGCUACUUACUGAUCUUUCAUGUCAUGAGACCUCCAUCUGCUUUGUAUCCAUGGAUUGAAUGACAUUUAAGUUCAGGAUUUCUCUUGUCCAAAAUGAAAGAGACGUGUAAGCCAAAAACAAGGGAAAAAAAAGGAUGCAGCAUGUUUGAUUGUUUGUUGUGAUUUUAGUCUUUUUAAUUGUUUGACGUGGUUGGUAGUAUAGGCAUGAUGGUGUAUAAAUGGGGAUUGUUAGUUUUGAAAGAAAAGAAAGUUAUGAGAAGAGGAACGAUGAUAUAAUGAAGUUUAACGUAUGAAUGUUUCCCUUGCACGAUGAUUAGAGGAAAAUAUAUAUGAGAAGAAUAGAGAAGUGAAUCCUAUAAAAAAAAGCUUUUACAAAAUUCGGGUACAACCUGGGUACCCAGAUUCUAGGUUUCAAAAAGAUGGAUUAUUCCGAGGCAGAGUCAUAACCUGAGUUAACUGGGGCUGUUAAUUGGAUUCGGGUCCAGGUAUACCCAAGUUCCUGGACUUGGAUCUGGAUGAACAAUCCUAGUCUUUUUUUUUAAUGUUUUUAAUUAAUCUAUGUGGUUAGGUGUGUUAAAAUUGAAGGCUGUGUGGAUGAACUGAUAAACAAAUAGGAGAGAGAUGUACAAGUCAAGGCUGCAAGAGCUCUGCCACAAACAAUCAUGGAGUGUACCGGUGUACACAACCACAAAGGAUGGCCCCGACCACAACCCUCACUUCAAGGCCACUGUGACCGUCAAUGGUGGAUCUUUUCACACGCAGAACCCUUGUAGAACAUCUAAAGAGGCUCAAAACGAUGCCGCUUCUGUUGCCUUCCACCACCUCACUAACCCUAAUCCUCCCCCGGCUCAGGCUUCCAUUGUCUCAUCUUUCGGUCCUUUCCCACAGCCUUCACUUCCCUCUGCACCAGGUUCUUUAAAUGAAAGUACUGAUUUGGAUGUUGUACUCACUACCGAGCUCACAUUGCAACCAAAGAUAGAAGAAAUAUGCCAAACUCCUCAAGUCAAUGGCACUGCCUUACAUGUCAAUGAUGAUAAUAGAUCUAGAGAUAUGCAACAUUUGUACAAGAACCAGCUACAAAACUAUGCUCAAAAGAGAAAUCUAAUUCUACCUGUCUACUCUUGUGAAUGUGAGGGCCCUCCUCAUGCUAGACGCUUCAAGUGUAAGGUCACAAUUGAUGGACAGACCUAUGAAAGUCCAGAGUUCUUUUCCAGUAUUAAGGAUGCUGAACAUGCAGCUGCAAAAUUUGCCUUAACAUCUUUGUUGCCAGAUGGAGUUAGAAAGGAUGAUUCUGGACUCUACAAGAACCUUCUACAAGAGUUUGUUCAGAAAGAAGGGUUGGGUUUACCUGUUUAUGAUACAAUCAAAUCCGGUGAACCUCAUGCACCAAUUUUUGUUUCGACAGUGGAGAUAGAUGGAAAGGUUUUUAAAGGACAAGAAACAAGGAACAAAAAGCAGGCAGAGAUGAGUGCGGCAAAGGUUGCUUUCACUACUAUGAAAGAAUUUAGUGCUGAAGUCGACUGUUAUCCGUCCAUUGUAUCUUCUGGACCCGAUACCGUUACAUCGAGUGACAGAGCUUCAUUGUCAUCAGACUCAUUACAUAGCUGUGCACCGGAUACAUCCUUUUCUGCCCCAUUCAUGCCUAAAACUGGCCUACCUUCACAUUCUUCUUCAUCUUCAAACUGCUCAACUGAUUUUGAUAUGGAAAGUCUCGUGAUACCAGUGGGAAUGAGGUCCUCAUCCUGUAAAACGAUAUAUGUUUUCCCACGGAUGCCAAACAUGACAACUCCUAAAGGCUGCACCGUGUUGCCCAUGAGUGAUGAUAAAUGGGUUGCUUUCUCCCCCGAGUAGCUAAGUUGGUUGGUUGACUAUCCUUUAUAGAAGUCUGUCACAUGGAUACUAUUAAUGAACCUGUCCAAUUGUGUAUUGCACAUAUAUAAAUAUGUGAAUGCUGGAUCUAUACAAGAAAGCUAUAUUUUCAGUCACAGGAUGGAUUUGAUGAUAA